This is a messenger RNA of Alexandromys fortis (reed vole), 1071 nucleotides long. It is a transcript of the gene Tshb, whose product is annotated as thyroid stimulating hormone subunit beta. Gene Ontology annotation, cellular component: cytoplasm; extracellular region. The coding region runs from base 286 to 753 and encodes 155 amino acids. Gene Ontology annotation, molecular function: hormone activity. The transcript is spliced from 4 exons. The record is from RefSeq and is a predicted model, not a curated record. Gene Ontology annotation, biological process: G protein-coupled receptor signaling pathway. Lineage: Eukaryota; Metazoa; Chordata; Mammalia; Rodentia; Cricetidae.
GCCUAAGAAUGAUAGAAAACGUGCUCUGUUAGAUGUGGUGGCUAAGGAAGGCUUUCAUCGAGCUGAGAUGAAAAGAAGUCAUUCUAAACUAUGAUGAAAGGACUCUUUAGAAGGAACAAAUAAGGAGUAAGAUCCCUAUUGCAAGAACAAGCUUGGAGUGCUCAGUGGAAUAUGGGAAGUCAAACAGUGCUUGGGAGCAUGAUGAUUUUCAGAUAAGGAAGCAGCAAUCCAAAUGCAGUUAUAUAAACAAGAAGAUCAGAGGGGACUUAUCCUGAAGGGUAUAAAAUGAACAGAGUCUGGGCCAUCACAGCAUCCACUCGCCAAUGCAAAGAAAGCAUGAGUGCUAUCGUCCUGCUUUCCGUGCUUUUUGCUCUUGCAUUUGGGCAAGCAGCAUCUUUUUGUAUUCCAACUGAAUAUACAAUGUACGUGGAUAGGAGAGAGUGCGCCUAUUGCCUGGCCAUCAACACCACCAUCUGUGCCGGGUAUUGUAUGACAAGGGAUAUCAACGGCAAGCUGUUUCUUUCCAAAUACGCGCUCUCCCAGGACGUUUGCACAUACAGAGACUUCGUCUACAGAACUGUGGAGAUACCAGGAUGCCCACAUCAUGUUGCUCCUUAUUUCUCCUACCCUGUUGCCAUCAGCUGCCGGUGCGGCAAGUGUAACACUGACUACAGUGACUGUACACACGAGGCCGUCAAGACCAACUACUGCACCAAGCCACAGACAUUCUAUCUGGGGGGAUUUUCCGACUGACUUCAACGGUACUGCCACUCGCAAUCUGGUUAAAUGUGUUUACCUGGAAUAGAACUAAUAAAAUACCAUUGAUACGUUUUGCCUACCGUUUAAUCCAUAGGCACAUCCACACGGGCACUAGGGAGCUUAGGAAGCUUUAGAAGGAGAGGUGCAUGAAAGAGGCUGUCAUGGUUUCCAUACAGAGCAGAUGAAGGCAAACGGAAAAGUGGAGCAUGAGCUGCCGCUCAGCCCCAGAGAUGUUGCCUACAGACAGCAGGGGGUCUGUCUUGACCUAGAAAGCCAGUGAGAAGGUACUGCAGAAUUACAGAAAGGAGGGGC